AUGUCACGUCGUGGUGCACCAAAGGGCAGGAAGCCCCCCGGCACAGAAUUCACAUGGGACGCCGACCCUGGCGGAGAGCCAGACACAGCUCCAACGCCUAUGUUCCCUAAAUACACUGUUCCUUUGGCUCGGAAAUUGAACCCUGCAGAGCAGUCACAGGUCGACUACUACCGACAUCUACGUGAGGGCUUCCACGAGGGCCCCUAUUAUUCUGUCCUCGAUGCCUCCUCUACCAGCGCCAAGAAAGGCAGUGUCGCGCGCGUCAACUUCGAUCCGUUCCACGGCAUGCCAACUUACUCUGGACGCUAUCAAAAGAAACGGCGCACUAUCCCUAAGAUCGCCGGACGCUCGUAUGUCCUGAAAUUCUUCCCCCGCGAGCUAUGGCCAACCAUUCAGCCUAACUUCCGACCCGAUGAAAAUGCCUACCAGGUCUCAGCCACCGGGAUGAAGCGCGGGUUUGAAGAUGAGGAAGAUGAGGGUAGACCUGCGAAAGACACGUCUCUUGAUGACGAGGAAGGAGAAGAGGGUGACGAAAAGUCCGAUGAAACCCCACUGUUUGAUGAGGAGGAUGAGCAGGAUGAUGAACUUGUGGAUGAUGACUUCUCCGAGGACGAUGAUGAAAUGGGCGGCGAUUACAAUGCUGAGCAGUACUUCGAUGAUGGAGAAGAUGAUAUGGGCGACGACGAUGCUGGCGGCGGCGGCGAUGAUGACUUCUAA
This is a messenger RNA of Penicillium bovifimosum, 717 nucleotides long. Its product is annotated as DNA-directed RNA polymerase III subunit C31. Gene Ontology annotation, biological process: transcription by RNA polymerase III. The coding region runs from base 1 to 717 and encodes 238 amino acids. Gene Ontology annotation, cellular component: RNA polymerase III complex. The record is from RefSeq and is a predicted model, not a curated record. NCBI's taxonomy places the organism in Eukaryota, Fungi, Ascomycota, Eurotiomycetes, Eurotiales, Aspergillaceae. The transcript is spliced from 3 exons.